Lotus japonicus is the source of this 2247-nucleotide messenger RNA. RefSeq names its product ACT domain-containing protein ACR8-like. Bases 452 to 1780 code for a protein of 442 amino acids. Lineage: Eukaryota; Viridiplantae; Streptophyta; Magnoliopsida; Fabales; Fabaceae. The record is from RefSeq and is a predicted model, not a curated record. The transcript is spliced from 7 exons.
CCCCACUUUAUCAAAUACGGAAUUUAAAAUUCCGUAUUCUCCCUAUUGAAUACGAAACUUAAAAUUCCGUACUGUAUUUAAGCAUGCGUGUCACAUUUUCAACCACUCAUUAUAUACUAAAACAGAUACGGAAUUUUAUUUUCCGUAUUGAUACGGAACUUUAAAUUCCGUAUUUAAUAAAAUGGGGUGCAAAGCCUAAGGGGUGGGGCACCAAACUCAAUUCCCCAAUCAAAGCGAGGGUUGCGGAAGAGUAGUAACUCUCUCACUCUCACAAUAUCACAACGCUCUACUACACAGUUUGGUAAGAAGGGUAAUGCAUUAAAAGCCCACCGUUUUGAAUUUUCACCAACGUCGUUUCAGAAGGUGGUGGUUAUUACUACAUAUAACCGCAAUCUCGCUACCGUUUCCUAUCAGAAUUUCCCUCUUUUCUCUCCUCUCUCCGGCGAAGAAGAUGGAAAGGUCUGGUUGUACGGACGAGUAUGAAAAACUCGUGAUUCGCAUGAGCACACCCAGGGUUGUGAUUGACAAUUCUGUGUGUUCCGGUGAAACAAUAGUCAAGUUUGAUAGCGCUAGGAAUCAUGGGAUUCUUUUGGAAGCAGUACAAGUGCUUACUGAUCUUAACCUUUCGAUUAAGAAGGCAUAUGUUUCCUCUGAUGGAAGGUGGUUCAUGGAUGUUUUCCAUGUAACGGAUCAAAAUGGGAACAAGCUAACAGAUGAGAGCGUUUUAAGAUAUAUUGAACAGUCACUUGGUGGCAUUCACGAUGGGAUAACCAUUCAUAAAAAUGGUUUCACUGCUCUCGAAUUAACGGGCACAGACCGUGUUGGUCUUCUCUCGGAGGUGUUUGCUGUUCUUGCUGACUUGCAAUGCAAUGUGGUGGAUGCUAAGGUUUGGACACACAAUGGCCGGAUCGCCUCCCUAAUUCAUGUGAAAGACUGCAAUUCCGGGACCCCAAUUGAGGAGGAUCCUCAGAAAAUUAAUAAGCUUGAAGCACGUUUAAGAAAUGUUUUGAAGGGAGACAAUGACAUAAGGGGUGCGAAAACUUCCAUCUUUAAUGCUGUCAUCCACCCUGAUAGAAGGCUCCACCAAAUGAUGUUUGCUGAUCGUGAUUACCAGUGGAAACCCAUAUUCAAGGGUGCUUCUGGUACCUCAUUAGUGGCCGUCCAAAAUUGGGCAGAAAGGGGUUAUUCGGUUGUUUAUGUUCAGUGCAAGGAUCGAACUAAGCUUUUGUUUGAUGUUGUGUGCAAUUUGACAGACAUGGAAUAUGUUGUGUUCCAUGCCACUAUCAAUACAACAAGUGACCAAGCAUACCAGGAGUUUUAUAUUAGACAUAAGGAUGGCACCCCAAUUAGUUCAGAACCGGAGCGUCAACGUGUAAUUCAAUGCUUGCAAGCUGCGGUGGAAAGAAGGGCUUCUGAGGGUGUUAAGCUAGAGUUGUGCACGGAAGACAGGCCGGGGCUUCUAGCUGAGGUGAUGAGAACUUUCCGAGAGAAUGGGUUGAAUGUGACAAGGGCUGAGAUAUCUACCACAGGGGACAAAGCUGCAAAUGUUUUCUAUGUGACAGAUGCAAUAGGAUACACACCUGACCCAAAAAUCAUAGAAUCUGUGAGGCAGAAAAUUGGUUUAAGCAAUUUGAAAGUGAAAGAGUUGCCAUUUGUGUGUCAUGAGAAGGUUGAGAGGGAAGAUCAAUCAGUUGGAGUUGGUGGGGCAGUGUUGUUGUGCCUGGGGAGCCUCGUCAGAAGGAACCUGUACAAUUUGGGUUUGAUCAAAUCAUUUUCUUAAAGCAGAAAAGGUGGGGAAGAGAGGGAAUUUUGGAGUGUGGGAGAUACUUUCAACUUUUAAUAGGCAUAAUAUUCUUUGCUUCAGGUUUGGACUUUGUGUACAUAAGAAGAAAAAGGUGGAAUUUGGUGAUAGUUGAAUUUUCACUUGGUUGUGUUGGAUUUGGUAGGUGAAAACUAACUACAUAUACAGCUGGAGGGAUGGGGCCUCUACCAUUUUAAAUGCUUUGCGUGAAGAAAGGAAGAGAGUGGGGAUUGCAUAAGUGGUUGUUGUCCUUGGUCGUGAGGUUGUGAAAUUGAAAAAUAUAUUCUUUGGUAGAUCAGGAAGUUUAGGUAGAGGCAGAACAGAUUGGGUUCAUAUUCACUAAUAUGUGUACAUAACGACGUUUCAUUUAUUAUUAUUAUUAUUUUUUUUGUCAAUAUGCAUUGAGGAAUUUGGGAUGAUCUUUCACUGGAUACGCAGUGGGCCUA